Molecule: messenger RNA, 4587 nt
Organism: Acipenser ruthenus (sterlet)
Lineage: Eukaryota; Metazoa; Chordata; Actinopteri; Acipenseriformes; Acipenseridae
Product: ectonucleotide pyrophosphatase/phosphodiesterase family member 1-like
Exons: 25
Coding region: 71-2761 (896 amino acids)
Biological process (GO): regulation of bone mineralization; nucleoside triphosphate catabolic process; inorganic diphosphate transport
Cellular component (GO): cell surface
Molecular function (GO): nucleic acid binding; dinucleotide phosphatase activity; phosphodiesterase I activity
Source: RefSeq, a predicted model, not a curated record
UAGGCUAUAAAAAGGGAAGACGGUAAUUCACGAGUGCAUAGUUCCAAAGAAGAGAAAAAGCUCGACAGAAAUGGAACUCGACAGAAAGGAAAGCGAUUUACAGCCAAUUGGAGGUUCGGCUGCUACACCAAUGCUGGGGAAUGUGGAAAUUAGAGACCAAGACAAAAGCACUGACCGCGGUAAAAAAAGAAAAAAGUCAAAUGCAUGCAAAAUACUCAUCGGGGUUCUGCUGCUGUGUUUGCUGAUCAUAAUUCUAGCGUUUGUGUUUGGACUGGGAUUAUGCUAUUCGGAAGAAGGUAAAAGUUGCAAGAACAGAUGUAAUUUGAAAGCCAGUGGUUCAGGAUGUCACUGUGACAGUUCCUGUUUACAGUUGGGAAAUUGCUGUCUGGACUUCCAGGAAGUGUGUCAGCAGCCAGCUCAGGACUGGACCUGUACCAAAUUCCGGUGUGGUGAACAAAGGCUGUCUAGAAGUCAUUGUUUCUGUUCUAAUGACUGUUUAACUAAAGGAGACUGCUGUACCAACUAUAACAGUGUUUGUCAAGGUGAGAAAAGCUGGGUGGAGGAAGACUGUGAGGAUAUUGAUACACCCCAGUGUCCAGCAGGAUUUUCACACCCACCUGUCAUUCUGUUUUCCUUGGAUGGGUUCCGAGCUGAAUACUUACAAACCUGGGGUGGUUUAAUGCCAGCAAUAAGUAAAUUAAAACAAUGUGGAACCUCUGCCCCUUACAUGCGACCUGUUUACCCUACCAAAACAUUUCCCAACCACUACAGCAUUGUUACAGGACUCUAUCCAGAAUCCCAUGGUAUAGUGGAUAACCACAUGUAUGAUGUGACUCGAAAUGCCACGUUCAGCCUCAAAGUGAAGGAGAAGUUCAAUUCCAGCUGGUACCAAGGCCAACCUAUCUGGUUGACUGCAAAGUAUCACAAUCUGAAGUCAGGAACAUUUUUUUGGCCUGGAUCAGAUGUUGCAAUCAAUGAGACUUACCCAGAUAUCUACCAGAUGUAUAACAGGGGCAUACCAUUUGAAGAGAGGAUUUCCACUCUCCUUAAGUGGUUGAGUUUACCUUCUGAAGAAAGACCUGACAUGAUCACAUUGUACCUUGAAGAACCAGAUAGCUCUGGGCAUCGCUUUGGACCUGUGAGCAGUGCAGUAAUUCAGGCCUUGAUUAGAGUAGACAAGAUGGUAGCAAUGCUAAUGGAUGGUUUGAAACAGAGGAACUUGCAUAACUGUGUAAACCUUGUCCUCUUGUCUGAUCAUGGAAUGGAAGAAGCCAGUUGUAAGAAGGCAGAAUAUAUAUCUGAGUACAUGGAUAAUGUGGACAACUUCAUAAUUGUACCUGGUCCUGCCGCUCGGUUACGACCAAAGAAUCUGCCAGAGGACUUUUUUACUUUUGACUAUGAAGGCAUUGUGAAAAAUCUUUCAUGCAAAACUCCCGGUCAGAACUUUAAACCUUAUAUGAAACAACACCUACCAAAGCGUUUUCACUUUGCCCGCAACAUCAGAAUUGAACCAGUUCAUUUCUAUAUGAAUUCUCAGUGGCAGGCAGCACAGAAGCCAGGCAGCCUGAAAUAUUGUACAGGGGGGUUCCAUGGCUCAGAUAACCUCUUCAAAAACAUGGAGACGAUUUUUAUAGGACAUGGACCAGGAAUAACAUCCAAGAAUAAAGUGGAACCAUUUGAAAAUAUUGAAGUCUACAACCUAUUGUGUGAUCUGCUGAAUAUUACACCUGCCCCAAACAAUGGAACACAUGGAAGUCUGAAUCAUAUUUUGAAGAGACCUGUCUAUAGUCCAGUCCAUCCUACAGAGGUGUCAUCGCCUGACAUCUGUUCUGUAACUACUCUGCUGCCGACAGAUACACUUGGGUGCCAGUGCAGUUCUCAUAGUAAACCAGAGGUAGAAAACAUGAACAAACAACUGGAACUUAAUGUAGAUCAAGUGAACACAGGAAAUGAUCUUCACAUGCCAUUUGGAAGACCACGGGUUUUGCAACAAAAUGCUAAAUACUGCCUUUUAUACCAUUCUCAAUAUAUAAAUGGAUACAGUCAGGAUUUUCUGAUGCCAUUAUGGAGUGCUUACACUGUGCAAAAAUUUGAAAGUGUUAGUUCUUUACAGCCAGAAAGUACUGAUUGUUUGCGAGCUGAUGUUCGUAUACCUGCCAGUCAGAGUCAAAGCUGUCUGAGUUACAAGAAAGAUCCGAAUCUUACAUUUGGAUUCUUGCACCCCCCUAAUCUAGGGCCACCCAGCAGAAAGUCUGACUCGCUGAUUACUAGCAACACAGUGCCAAUGUAUACUGCUUUCAAAGAUAGCUGGAUACAUUUUCACAGUAUGCUGCUAUUAAAAUAUGCUAAGGAAAGAAAUGGACUCAAUGUAAUUAGUGGACCAGUAUUUGAUUACAACUAUGAUGGACACUUUGAUACUUCAGAACAACUUAAACAGAAUAUCAGAGACACAAAAAUUCUCAUCCCAACUCACUAUUUUGUGGUGUUGACCAGCUGUACGAAUUCUUCCUACCCUCCUGAGGCUUGCAAUGGCAGUUUGGAUGUUUCCUCAUUCAUUAUACCUCACAGACCUGAUAACACAGAGAGCUGUACAACUGGUACAGACUUGCAGUGGGUGGAAGAGUGGCUGAAGUUCCAUGUGGCCCGUGUACGAGAUAUAGAGCUGCUAACAGGACUCAGCUUUUACCAGGACAGAAGACAGCCGGUCACAAAGAUUUUACAGUUAAAAACAUUUUUACAGACUUUUCAGAAUGAAGAUUAAUUUCCAACAGGACAUUUUUAUACAUGGUUUUUAAAUGCAUUUUUUAUUAUUCUGCUGCCUGUAAUCAUGAAAUAUCAUGAGGCCGUUAUGUACUGUAGCAGAUUCGUUUUUUUACUUCAGUAACCAAAAAAACAAUGGCGCGCUGUGGUACUUUUGUCGGGCACAAUGAAUCGUCUGAAAAAGACGAGGCAGCUCAUUCUUGUCUAGCUUUAUUUUAGUUGUCUUGUUUUUUGUUAUAAUUCAUCAAAUAAAUAUCUUCUGUGACAGGCAUUUGUGCAAAAAAAGGAACAUUUUAUAUUUCAAAGUUUUCAUUUAAUUUGUAUUUAUCUGAAAUUAUGGGGUUCAUUUCAAUAUUAAAGUAAAGCUUUUGUCCUUUAGGCCUCUCCUUAUUUUUUACAUUAGUAUUAACAUACAUUUUUGUUCUAGUCACUUAACUAAAAUCCAAUUCAUGUGGCAACAUGAUACAAUUAUUAUAUAUUCAAUAGAAUAUAGAUUUCAUUGGAUGAAAAUUUGGUUUUAAGUCAUGGUUUGAGGAACUCUGAGAUUCAUCAAAAAACUUGUCAUUUAUUAAUAUAAUUAGAAAAUGAUUCCGUGCCACCAGUAAUUCAAAAUGUGCCUGUAAAGAAUAUCAAUAGUGCUCAUUUAAUCCAGUUACGAAUACAGUAUUUAUAAAUUACAAAUUUACUUCAUACCACACCAGAUCAUAUGGUCACCCAUACGGUUUUGGUAUUGCUGUAUAAAUGGACGUUAGUCUGACUGAUCUUAUACGAUGCCAGGGAUGCCAAAUCAAUGGACAUUUUAAAGUAAAUGCUUUAGGAAAAGCGCACAUUUUCUAACCUGGUGCUUCAAAGGACAACAGGGAUCAGCUCAAAGCAGUGCCACAUGUAUCUGUAGAAAAGCUGUCUGACAAAUCUUCUCUUUUACUUUUGUAUGUUCUAAAAUGUUUUAACUUUGUACUUUUUUUUUAAUCUGUUUUAUUGAUCGCUAUUAUUGUGUGUACAUCACUUUGGAAUGCUUCACAGCAAAUACUUCACUACAUUGUUUACUGCAGUGUGUAUGUGUGCCUCUACAUAGAUAUUUUGUGAAGAUGUAUUGUUUUUUUGGGGUUUUUUUUUACAGCCCUUAUACAAGUAUCACAUAUGUAACUGUUUGAAAAAGGCAAAUAUAAGGAGAUAUGCUAGUUCAUUAUUGAAAGUAAUGAGUGGAUUAAUGAUUACAUCUGUUGUGUAUUUUUUUUUUACAAUAAUUGUCGUGGUUGUAUGCUGUCCUAUUUUUUUUUAAGUUAGCUCGUUACAGACCCUCUGGAAACUCUUCAUGCAGUACAUGUAUUUACGUGAGGUCUACCUUCAGUCCUUCACUAGAGGGCAAUAUUGCUUACGUGGUUUUGCAUUGUUUGUAAAAGCAUCUGCUGUGCACUGUUGAAGAUUUACAGACAGUAUUAUAAAAACUUGAUUUCUUGUUUAAUAACUGAAAAAGAUGAACUUCUGAAAUUAUAAAUGAUGACUAGGGAUUUUAAGGGAUUUUUCUUUUGCUAACUCCCAGUUGGCACAGUUUGAAACCCCUGGUGGUCAUUACUAAAACCACCUCACUGAUUUAAAGGAGGCAUUAGUUAAUAAAACUGCAAAAUAACUUGCUGAGCAGAAACAACCACUGAUAAUGACAGAAAACUCACAAAACCUGUGAUAUUAAACAGUUAUUGAAUAUUGAGAAAAUGUAGAUGGUAUAUGGCAUUCAUUUAAAAUCAUUUUACAAGGUGCAUAUGGUACAUAUAAUAAAUAUAAGUGUAUUAUGACUCUUUUCUAAUAAAAGUUGAAUUGGUCAUUUUA